UAUAAAUUCUGGAACGGGAAUUUCCAGGAGAGUGGAUGGGGCCAUUUUGGCCUGAGUAGAGAAGGAACAUAUAUCAGUACAAAAUGUGGAAAAAAACCCGAAACAGUUGAAAAUCAGGACAUAAAAAUGCAUCGUCUCCCUAAUUUCCACCCUGUGGAUCAGUCGGAGCCGACACAGCAUCAAGUUGUGACGGCAACGGGGGAGAGUUCAUUUCUAUAUGGAAGCGAACUUCAUGGAGGUGAAAUUCAAAUUGGAAUUGGGGGCUCUGAUGAUCUUGUUCUGGAGUUUGCAGAGGAUGAAAGCUUUCCCGCCAAGAAAGCCUGUCUUGAUACCAGACUAUCAGGCAAGAAAAUUGGGAACAUCAUCAAACCAGCCAAGUUCAAGGCACCUGAGAUAGACGUGAGCAGUGGAAUUGUUUGCCAAACACCAAACAAAGAGCAUGUCAGUCUCCAUAGCAACAAGAAGAAAGAAAAUGUCAAAGUUGUUGCCGAAAAGCUUGGAUCCAACACCACUGAAAACUUGAACAUCCAUCUGAGACAGGAUGCUUGGGUUGACGCUAUUAUCAACAAUGGCAAGACCAACAAGGGAGGUUAUCAACGUGGAGUCAGGGUGGAAAGUUAUGUCAUGCCCGACAAUUUCAAACAAUUUGGAUUGUAUGAGGACAACUUUGAUGACUUCAGCCACCUCAACUCCCGGUACUAUGAUAAACACAUGAAGGGGUUUGUUGUCAUGGGAACGAAGAAAGCCGUGUCCGGGCUGCUGAAUGCGACAGACUUGAACAUUGGAACACAUGGCGUCAUCAUGGACAUGAGUCUGCCACCAUCUUUCGACGGUCUGUUUGAGGAGGGGGAGUGUGAUCAGUUCAAGUUCGUCCGGCACCUAGGCAAUGGGUCGUUUGGUAGCGUGUCUCUCUGCCGCCAUUUCGGAGGACAGGAGUAUGUGAUGAAAGUGAUCAAAGACAGAUUCAAGAAGAAGGAGGUGGAGGUGUUGAUGCAGCUGUCUCACCCCAGCAUCACUGGUUUCCGUGGUUACAUCCUCCGUGAUGGCAUUCACGAGAUCAUGAUGGAAUAUGGAGGUGACUCAUUGAAGGUGUUUAUGAAUGAGCACAAGACUGCGUACAAGGAGUUCCUGACAGACGACGUAGUUACCUCCCUUGCCAACCAGGGGUUCUCGGGUCUGGAAUAUAUGUACGAGAGAUUCGGCAUCCUACAUCUCGACAUAAAGCCUGAGAAUGUGUGCAUCAAGCUGGACCCAGUCACCCUGAAGCUGACGGACUUUGGGACCAGCAAGACGCCCCAGCAGCUGGUCACGUUUGAUGGUUGGACUCCCGAGUACAUGAGCCCUGAGGCAUGUCUUCUCUUGCUGACUUCCAAAAUGCCCAAUAUCCCGAUGGAUUUUCGUCCCGAACUGUCGGGCAAGGCCGAUGUCUACUCCUUUGCGCUGACCAUCUGCUUCAUGUUGACGGGGAACCACACGGUGGCUGCCUUGUGGCCCCCCGGCUUCACCAUGGACAAGCUGGGAGAGUGGAGAGGCCAGUACAUCCAUCAUUUGGCCCAGAACCCAAGCUUUACCCAGAAACUCGCCAUUAAGGACGAUUGGCCCAAAGAGAUGCGUGAUCUUCUGACAGCGGCCUUGGAAGGUAACCCUGGCAAACGAUGUAGUGCCAGACAGGCAUGCACCUACUUGAAGAAUCAAUCCAUCUCUCAGCCUUUGAACAUUCAGAGCAUGUCGUACCCUGGGUCCUUGAUCGACAACCUGCCGACGUCGGACUCCCUGUAUGAGCAGCCCCCGUCCCCCCCGGACGUCAGCCUGUCCCAGUCACACGGCGGCGGGGGCGGCAAAGACAUCAAGAACCAGCUUCGCCGCAAGAUCCGCCUCAAGUCUGUCAACCCGUACCAACGCCAGUCCAGCGAAGUUGCCCUCCCCAAACCUGACGUUGAGAAGACGUCCGACGGGCUUCCUGUCUUUGAUAUUCUCCUGUAGGGGGGUUGCAGGAAGAAGUGCCAUACCAUUCCCCAUUAUAUGCACACACCAUGUUUGUGUUAAAUCUUACAUGACCAAGUCUAACUUGAUGAAGUUUUUAGUGCUUUAUAAACAUAUUUUUGUAUUGCAUCAAAUUUUUCCAAUGGAAGUAAAGCAUCAUCAAAUUUAAAUACUGUUUUCGAUGACAGUAAAUGUUGAUAUCCUGGUGAACCAUCAUGAUGGGAAUUUUAAGACAUGAGCAAGGUUUGUCGAUGUUACGAUCUGUCUUUUACUGGCGAAAAUAUCAUUCAGAUCAUGUGGAUCAUAACAUUUAAAUAACUCAAAGUUGGAUUUUAUGAUGUUUUUGUACAUAUUGGACCUGUCUCUGUCUCGGUCCUAUCUCAACAUGUCUGUAAUUUCCUGCUUUUGUUUCUGGAGCAGUUGUCUCAAACAUUCAGUCAACGGGGCUGAAAAAUUUCGAUUUCUUUUUAUUGCAUUGUUAUCACAUUCAUCAACCAAUUUUGGAAAAAUAUUGUGAGACAUGAAGUCACUUUGAAUUGUCUUUGUUUUUGGAAACAGUACAAUUAUCACAAAUAAUGAAAAAAGGUAUUGAUUCACCAUUGGGUACUGCUUAUUCCUUGGUUCAAGUUCCAAGUCAGAAGGGAAUGUAUCAAAAUAGUGUGUUGAAUUUUAAAAAAAUUUAUUUUUGAAAUAUUUCUUUUAACAAUGUUUAAUUUGUAAAUAUAAAGAAAAAAUUUCAAUAAUAGAAAUGACAUUUAAAAAAAAAAAUAUAUGUUGAAUUUUAAAACAACAUGUAAAGAAAAUAAUAUUUGAAAAAAACAAAACAUUUAACAAUUUUCAACUUUUAAAUAUAAAUUGGAAAUGUGCAGAAACAGAAAUGGCUUAAAUUGAAAAAUAUGGAUAACUGACUUAUAAAUAAUAUUUGACCAGGGUCAAUGUAGAUGCAUGAAACUUGAAUUUUAUUGUUGGUACAGGGUCCCUGUCUCACAAAGCGAUCAUAGCUCGACGACUGUCGUAAGUCUAUGUUAAACGAUGGAGGUUGAGACAGUCGUGGGGCUACGGUCGCUGUGUGAACAGGGACCUAGCCUUGUUGUGUGACGGUAUGAGACAAUUGCUGGCUUUUCUACUUACUGUCCACAUGUACCAGGCAGCGUAGUGUACAAGGGUGCACCAGAGGAUUUACUCCAUACCUUCAGAUCAUGGAGAAUUGUACAGAAAACCAUGUUGUAAUAUCAGUCACAAGAAUUCAUCUUUGAGAAUUGUACAGAAAAGGCAAAUCUUUAACCCAUUUUGUAAUAUGUCACAAGAAAAACAUCUUGUUAUUGAACCUAUUUGUUAUAACAGGUCCCUGAUUGUUAUCCAGUUAGGGAACAGUUCAAAAGUUCUGUGUCGAAAAAUAAAAACUUGAGACAUCCCCUUGCUCCUCAAAUAAAGUAUUUGUGAAAUUGUUGAUGUCCUGAAAAAAAAAUUUAAUCAAGCGAAUCCCACUUCUCCAUGAUUCACAAAAGUUGCUGGUUCAAGUCUCAAGCAGAUUGACUACUUUUUCACUCAAUUCGUUGUAUAUCUUUUCUUCAGCCUGUGUUAUUGUAUAUUUAUACAUUUAGGGUACGGUUACAGAAUUGUAAUGUUGUUAUGGAAUGGUAACGUUGUUUUGGAAAUUGAAAGGAAACUUUGAUAUAUUUGUUUGUUUAUUCAACAUUGGCUUGUUUAUAGGCUGUAGAUGAGAGAUUCUGCCCUACCAAAGGCAAAACACUGAAAAUAAAUUCAAAAGUACAAGUUGACAAACAUUAUAAUCUUUGUUUUAUUAAUUGUAAAAAGAAAUAAGUUUUUUGUUACAUAUUUGAUAGGGCAAGUAUCUCACUGUCUUUUCAUGACCAAUGUGUUCUAUGCAUAAUAUUCAGCUAAUCAGUAUUUUGUUUCAUGGUUUAGUUAUCACCAAUAGUUGUAGAUGAACUGUAAAUUCGGAGGCAAGGGGGGCGGUCGGGUAGCAUCGUGGUUAAAGCGUUGCUCGUCACGCCGAAGACCCGGGUUCGAUUCCCGACAUGGGUACAAUGUGUGAAGCCCAUUUCAUGUGACCCCCUGCCGUGAUAUUGCUGGAAUAUUGCUAAAAGCGGCGUAAAACCAUACUCACUCACUUGGAGGCAAGGGGUAGGUAACUCAGUUGUCAAAUUCCCUGCAGAGCUGUUUCCCUUAGUUAACCGGAUCCCCUGGUCACAGGUUUGGUUCCCAGAUUCUCCAUGGUACGGCUUUCUGCCCACAUCAAGCUGGCACUCAAAACGUUACAGAAGUACUGAUAAAGUAGUGUAAUAACCCUCAUGCAGUAAGCUCUGAAAGUCCUCCCCCCUUGUGUUAAAGACCAGGGCCCACUCGCACAAAGCAAUCUUAGCACUACAAUGAUCAUAUCUCACAUACUCUGACAUAGACUUGACAUAAUCAUAGUGCUAAGAUCGCUUUAUGCAAGUGGGCCCAGCACCAUGAAAAAUAUAGGAUUUUUAUUCCAAAUAUUUUUCUUUGUACAUUCUCAAACGGGAUCAGUUUUGUUGUGUGUUAGAUUCUGAAUCACUGUUCAUCUACAUCUUAUGUGGGUCUGUGUAUUCCUCUUCUAUGUUGCUUGUGCUGCAUAUUCUACUCUUGAGCUUCUGUUUUGUCAUUGCCUAGGUUGUCUAUGCAGUUGAUUUUCCCUCUUUGAAACUUACUUGAAGAGGUGUUUUUUCUUACAAUGUAUUGAUAAUGUGAUGAAAUUGUUUUAAUUCUUUCAAAUUACAAACAGACUGAUUGAUCAAACAAUUCAAUAUCAAAAUCAUUGUGAACAAUAUACAGUAAACUAUGGUUAUAACAAACUCAAAGGGACUAUUAUUUUAGUUCGUUAUAACCGUAGUUCGUUAUAAGCAUAUAUACAGCAUAACUACAGCAAAUAGUCGGGACCAAAAAAGUAAGUUAGUUAUAUCCGUCAGUUUGUUAUAAGUGUGUUCGUUAUAACCGUAGUUUACUAUAUUUGAUAACAGAAAAAAAUAUACUUUGUCCUCAGUCACCUUGACCCAUAGAAAAGCUCUGUACUUGAAUACUGUAACUUUUUUUGUGAAAAGUUUGAAAAAAGAUGAGAUCAUUAAGCAAUAUAUUCUUAAAACUUAGUCGCCUACUGCUCUUAUUUCUUUUUUCAAUAACCAAAAAAUGUCUUGCAGCUGUGAAUAAACUUGCAUCUUGCUUA
Molecule: messenger RNA, 5191 nt
Organism: Haliotis rufescens (red abalone)
Lineage: Eukaryota; Metazoa; Mollusca; Gastropoda; Lepetellida; Haliotidae
Product: MAP kinase-interacting serine/threonine-protein kinase mnk-1-like
Exons: 10
Coding region: 127-1983 (618 amino acids)
Biological process (GO): MAPK cascade; protein phosphorylation
Molecular function (GO): MAP kinase kinase activity; ATP binding
Source: RefSeq, a predicted model, not a curated record